AUGAGUAUGUCUAGAUCGUUUUUAGUUGAUUCGUUGAUUGGUAACGCUCCUAAGGAGCUGCCGCCACAAUGCCAUCCUGCGUUUCCGUACCCGCCGAACUAUAUAAGCAGCUAUUUGUUUUCUAUUAAUUUGGCUCGUCAACAGCAGCAGCAACAGUUUUUGUAUCAACAGUUUCAACCGAAACCACCAGUGAGACCAGUAGCGUCCUUACCGAGAGUGUUACCAUUUAUGGAUCAGGAUACAACUCUUACAACUUCUCCAGAACCAACUUCACCAGUAAGAAGCCCCUUGUUGUCUCCAAAGAAAUCAGAAAGCAGAGAAAAUACACCAUCACCUCCCAGUGGAUUUCCUCCAUCCAAGGACUCAAGCAAACGAAUACGGACAGCUUUCACUAGUACGCAACUGUUAGAAUUAGAAAGAGAAUUCUCCUCCAACAUGUACCUCUCCAGGUUACGAAGGAUAGAGAUAGCUACAACUUUGAGACUGUCCGAGAAGCAAGUAAAGAUUUGGUUUCAAAACAGGAGGGUUAAGUACAAGAAAGAAGAUCUGCCGAGUGGUUCCCAUCACUCUACUUCUGGGAAAUGUUGUUGUUUUAAGACGUGUUCUGGAUCAAGAGCGCCAAAGAGUUCUGUGUCAAGUUGUGAAGAUAUUGACAUUGAUGUUACUAAUACAGAUGAUAGUGAACAUUGACUUAAAUAAUUUGUGUUAAAUGGUGAGUGUAUUAGUCAUACCAAUUUUUGCCAUAAUUGAUUUUUCUUAUUCAUGGAAAUGAUGUUAGUAAAAAUCUGUCUAUUAUUUACAUCAGUUUUAAUUUAAACAAUGUAGGUAUUGCUUUAUGUAUUAAAAUUAAUAGUCUAAAAGUGAUGGCGAACCUAUGGCACGCAAGGCCAUUUUUGGUGACACGUAUAUUCAAAGAUUUUAAAAUUUAAAUAUAGAUUUAAAUAUUUAGCAUAGAAAUAUAAAAUUUAGCAGACAAACUUCAGCAACAAAAAGCAACACUAAUUUUAUAACAAAACUAACAAAAUCCUAUAUUUUUUCUUGUUUUUGUUAAAUAUUAUUUGAAUCAAAAUUACAUUUCGAUUUUUCAAAUUUUGACACACCGAGCUCAAAAGGUUCACCAACACUGGUCUAAAAUAUUUUAAUAUAUUUUUUUAAAUAUCAUUGAUACUUACUCA
This is a messenger RNA of Diabrotica virgifera virgifera (western corn rootworm), 1175 nucleotides long. RefSeq names its product GS homeobox 1-like (gene Ind). Bases 1 to 690 code for a protein of 229 amino acids. Gene Ontology annotation, molecular function: DNA-binding transcription factor activity, RNA polymerase II-specific; RNA polymerase II cis-regulatory region sequence-specific DNA binding. Gene Ontology annotation, biological process: regulation of transcription by RNA polymerase II. NCBI's taxonomy places the organism in Eukaryota, Metazoa, Arthropoda, Insecta, Coleoptera, Chrysomelidae. The record is from RefSeq and is a predicted model, not a curated record. The transcript has a single exon. Gene Ontology annotation, cellular component: nucleus.